Molecule: messenger RNA, 780 nt
Organism: Eruca vesicaria subsp. sativa (arugula)
Lineage: Eukaryota; Viridiplantae; Streptophyta; Magnoliopsida; Brassicales; Brassicaceae
Source: the annotation of a GenBank genome assembly
AUGCCCUCAAACAAACCAUCUUCAAUCUUCCCUUUACAUCACAAACCAACAACACCAUUAAAACCUUCAAGCAGUACCAACACCACAAACCAAGCAUGCGCAGCAUGCAAAUACCAACGCAGGAAAUGCGCUCCUGAUUGUCUUCUCGCUCCUUAUUUCCCUCACGACCGUCAUCGCCAAUUCCUCAACGCGCAUAGGCUCUUUGGCGUAAGCAACAUCACAAAGAUCAUCAAAGACCUUAGCCCUCCUGAGAAAGACGCGGCUAUGCAUACAAUCAUGUUUCAGUCUGAUGCUCGUGCCAAUGAUCCCAUCGAAGGUUGCUAUAGCAUCAUAAGAAAGCUUCAGUACGAGAUUCAAUGUAAUAAAAACGAAUUGGAUAUGGUUCUUCAGCAACUAGCUUUGUUCCGUGACCGUGCUAAUAACCAUCAUCAUCAUUAUCAAGAACCGCAUAUACAGAUCCAAGAACCUGAGGAUCUCUCGAGUACUUGUGACCUAAACAACAACAACGUGAUUCCUUACACUUACCAGCUUCAUCAUGUCCAAGAACCAAAUCAACAACAAUAUUGUUCCCCCGGAAACUUUAAUGGGUUACAAGAAGACAUGUGGUGUCUUCAACUUCAAGAUUCAUCAACGACGGUGAAUAUGAAGGGUGGCUUCAUUGAUGAAUGUGAAGACGUUAAGCCUGUAGAAGAAGUAUCUAACGAGUUCGAGCAUCAUGAUGGUUACGUUGAAGACAGUAAACUCGACUUGCCUUCCGCACAAUUCAUUGUUUCUUCUUAG